CUGUUGCCUGCUACCAAGCAAACGAACACUACCAAACACAGAUUUCCAAACAAGACGCAGAUGAUCAUACGUGUAGCAUUUUAAUACAGCAGACGUAUUGCCAGCAGAAACAUUAUUUAAUUGCUUGAAAUAGUAUAAGCUGGAAACAUGAUGCGGAAACACUGGAGAGGAAGACCAUUGAUGGUCUUAGGUGGACUGGGAAUUAUUGUCAUCUUCAUACUUUUGGUGAGGUCAUCAAACAAUGCAGAGCAGAAGCCUAUAGAUCUACAUGAGCCAUGUGCUGAAACACUGAAGCAGAGUAAAGAGAAAAACCUGGAAAAAGUUGCGUCUUACAAGUUUCCGCAAGCUGAUCAUUACUUAGAAGAUUUACUUGGAGCCCACCCAGGGGAUGGUAAUAUGCCCAAGGAUCCAGUGUUUUUGUCAGCCUUUUCCCAAAGUCAUUUUAUAGAAGGGAUGGAUUUGGUGAAAAAUGUAUCGACAAUACGAAAAAUACUCCCCAAUUCAAAAUUCAUCAUUUACAACCUUGGAAUGUCAGAAAAACAUAAAGUGAAGGUUUUGGCUGUUUGUGAUUGUGAGCUGAGACUGUUUCCAUUUGAGCGCUUUCCAGACUUUGUUGGUAUAAUGAAAGGUUAUGCCUGGAAGCCCUUAGCUAUUCAGUUAGUAGCUAGAGAUCACCCGUUUGUGAUAUGGAUGGAUGCCUCGGUGCGGUUCAUUACAAAAGACCUUCAGCCCUGGUUUGACAAGGUCAGGAACCUCGGAGUGUUAGCUUCAGUAGGACAUGCUCCAGUUGCGAUGAGGACACAUCCUUUAACAUUCCAAACACUUGUAGAAAAACAGUGUACAUUUAGAGAAGACAAAGAGUUUGAAGCCACAUUUAUUAUGAUUUACGGCACUAUGUUUGUAAGGGAAUACUUUCUGAAACCAUGGGUGUCCUGUGCUUUAACCAAAGGGUGUUUAGUGCCUGAUGAAAGUCCUUCAAAGUAUAUAAAUUGUAAUGGUGAUGCUAGUAAACCUCAUUACUUUGACUGUCAUAGAUUCGACCAGUCUAUUCUUAGUAUUUUACUCUUAAGAUUAUACCAUGAGAAUAUUCAAAGCCAUAUUAUGCACCAUGAAUUUUACAGGUUUUGUAAAAGUGCUGAUGAAGAGUGGUAUUUACCACAGUUUGUAAAUGAAUUUCGAGUGGCAAACAGUCAAACAUGCAUGUAACACGUAGCUCUUAUAAAUUUUCUUCACAAAAUUUACUAGUAAUACUCAUAACUUAAAAUGCAUAAAAUUUUGAGCAAAAAGACAAAAGGUUUGAGCAAAAAGACAAAUGUUUAUAAGAUUUUUAGUGAAAGAUCUUGUUGGUCAUUAUUUUAUUUUUUUUGCCUGUUAGCUCAAUAAAUUAUAAGUUUCUUUUAUGUGUUUGCAGGGUUAUUAAAACAUUUGAUCCAAAUGGCAUUUGCAGAUUUCGAUCCACUCGAAUACACAUUAAUGAGUUGUAAAUGCUGUUUUUCUACAUUUGGUCACUGAGCACGUAAGAACUUUUUCUAUCUUAGGCUUACUGAUGACAAGAUGUCGCACCCAAGACCCUGGUCUCUAGCUUCAAGGUCACGGUCACUGAGUGCUUUAGAACUUUUUACUAUAAACCAUUUCAAAUGAUAGGUGCUAUGUCCAGUCCAUUUCUUGUGUUUAUUAGAAAUAUUUUUGCACUAUAAGAUGAUAAUGUGUGCACUAGCUUGAAUGUAAAGGUUAUUGCACGCCUCAGAAUUUUGUACCCACAAGGAAAUAAGAGUGUUUUUUUAACUCUUUAUUGUGAUAUCCUUAACAUAUAAUGUUGAUUGGCAUGGCUUUAUUAGCUCAUACGUAUAGGUUAACAAAUGUAUGUCUUAGUUUUAAAUGGCCAUGUAAUUUGCACAUUUUAUGUUCUUUUGCUGUUUGUGACUGGUCCAUAGUUUUGUCAUGCAGGAUUUGGAAUUUGGAGGUAAUUAAAUUUGGCAUUAGAGACCACCAUAAGAUGUUGUCACACCACACCCAGGGUAUUCAUCACUUACCGUGAUAGCUUUAGUUUUUAAAGUGACCGUCGGGAGCACAAUUUCUUUCAUCCAAGGGCAGGUGUUUAACACAAUUUGUUGAUAGAAGUUAAUGUGUAUUGUAUUCAAUUUUUUUUUAUUAGUUGUUGGGGUUUUUAAUGACUUAAUUUAAAUUGUGUAAAUUUAUACUUUAAAAUACUUCAAAUUGGGGAGUUCUUGUGCAUGACUCAUCUUACAUAAAGGGAGUAAGAUUAAAUCUUCCAGAACUGGUCAUAUAACUCGCAUGUCUGGCAUGAAAGAAAUCCAGGCCUGGCAUAAACGCGGAAUCACAUAUCUGUUAAACAUGAAAACAUGACAUGAGAGUCUGGAAUACAUAUGUUGGUUUCUAAAUUUUUAUGUUGUCUAAUGAUGAAAAAUAUUAAAUUCAAAUUUUGUUUUGUUAAAAGUUAUGCUUCUGUUAACCAUGCUUGUGUGAUAGGUUGCAUAUUGAAGGGCAUAAUGUGCAAUGCUUUAAAGGUCCUUAUAUUCAUGUAUUAAUUUAUUUUACCUUGAUUGUAAACUGAGGGAACUGGCCCCUGGUGGUGCUCAAAUCCAAAACCUCUUGAGUGCGAGGCAGAAACCACGAGACCACUGCUCCCAUGAAAAUACUUGCCAAUUCCCUGGCUGAGCUAUCCAGACUUGACAGGUCUCAUUUGCAUGGUGCUUUUGUAUGGCAAUAAUUACAUCAUAAUGAAAUUGCAAUUCUGUGAUAAUUGUAUUUAAACAUUGUAUGUUGUAAUUCAUUUUUUUAUGUACUUAAGUAUUAACUUUAAGACACCUUGUUAUCUUGUCUGUGUGUGUACUUGUUUGUAGGCUACCAUUGGUUUUGACCAUAUGAUAACUUCUUGUCCAUCCAUUUACUCUUUGUAAUAAAUAUAUAUAUAAUAAACUGCUACUUGAAUCUUCAUAGAGAUAUGACGAUGUAUGUUUACACAUUGUAAUUGAUAGUAGAUUAUAAUGUAUUAUUACAGGUCUAUAUAAGUUUAUGGAUUAAUUUGAUUGUCCUGUUGUGUAUGAACCAAGAUGUAGUUAAAAAAUAUGAUAUUUCCAAACAUUAUUUAAAAUUAAUGUUUUAGAAGUUAAUUCAAAAUGACUGUGUGUUUGAUGAUAAGGCGUAAAAAAAUUAAUUGUUUACCGUUUCCCGCCCUCCCCUAUUUUUUCCCCUACCCUAGGCCUUUUUAUUGUCUUGAGAAAUGUUUUUUUAUCAUUUUUGUGAAAAAAAAAUCUUUUAAAAGUUAGAGGUGAAGUGUUUUUUUAACAAUACCAGUGAUGCUAAAACUGAUUGUAAAGGUGUUCUUAAGCGUAUAAUUUAUUGAUUUUGGUAACAGAAAAAUCUAAAGAAACCAAAUAAGAAUAAAUAAAAACGAUUUCUGAACUACCUAUUCUAUUUUGGGGGGCAUGAAACCUGAAACGAACAUAUUUGGAAACGAACAUAUUCGGUUUUUACUCCUUAUUACUUUGUUUUGAAAUAUUUACUCAUUGAAAAAGAUGUCCCAACAAUUGUGAUUCUUGUUUAGCGACAUACAAAUUCAUCUUCUCUGUCUUCAAUCCUUUAAAGAGAAGAAAGUAGAUAUUACCUUUGUAAUCACUGGUUUAUUAACCUCACCUUAUGGAUGGGCAGGUAUAAGUUGAAUACAGUAAUUCUAUAUUUAUACUCUACUUCAUGUAUCCCAUGUACAAGAAUGGGACAUUUUGAUGCCUGGUGAGUGGUUGUGUAUGUGUAUUUCUUUAUACCUUGCGGUCAAGGAUAACCCGUGAAAGUGCAAGCACUUAUUUCCAACGGGGUCCUUUAUUUUUGCUGAAGGGACAGCAUGCUGAAGAGACAGUGGUUGGAUACAAGGAAGUCCGGGUGCGAUACCCUAGCUCUUUUUCGAAGAGACCCCUUGGUUCUUUUAAGUGCUCGGUUGUUGUAUCUGUUUGAAAGGGUUUGUUGUGUAAAGAAAGAAUAUGUAAAAAUUAUACUCAAACAAAUAUUACAAAGAAGCUUUUUGGCCUUGAUAAAUUUAAAAAAGGUAAUUUUGCAUCUUAUUUCAGUUUAAAUAAUGAACAAAAAGUCAAAAACACAAACUGCAAAAAUGUGUUUUUUAUUUAUUUUUUUCGAUCAUUAAUUUUACACAUUAGAAAUCAGCAAACAAUGCCUUUUCAAAUAAUACCAAUUUUUAUGGGGUCUCUAGGCAUCAAGAGUUAAAUCACUAGCUUAAUUGUAAAUAGAAUAGCUCAAGCCUCCAUAGAAAUGCUCAAAAUAACUGUACAUGACUGUUGUGUUUGGAUGACUGAUUCUGUAGUGGAUUACUUGUUUAUUUUUCUAUGUUAUGCUUUAUUAUAAUUUUGUUUAAACAAAUAAAAGUUAUAUUAUUUUAA
Molecule: messenger RNA, 4412 nt
Organism: Mya arenaria
Lineage: Eukaryota; Metazoa; Mollusca; Bivalvia; Myida; Myidae
Exons: 7
Coding region: 148-1206 (352 amino acids)
Source: RefSeq, a predicted model, not a curated record